Molecule: messenger RNA, 2425 nt
Organism: Gadus morhua (Atlantic cod)
Lineage: Eukaryota; Metazoa; Chordata; Actinopteri; Gadiformes; Gadidae
Product: C3a anaphylatoxin chemotactic receptor-like
Exons: 3
Coding region: 233-1300 (355 amino acids)
Biological process (GO): phospholipase C-activating G protein-coupled receptor signaling pathway; complement receptor mediated signaling pathway; inflammatory response
Cellular component (GO): plasma membrane
Molecular function (GO): complement receptor activity; G protein-coupled receptor activity
Source: RefSeq, a predicted model, not a curated record
CAGACAGAAAGACAGACAGACAGACAGACAGACAGACAGACAGACAGACAGACAGACAGACAGACAGACAGUUAUCCAGAAUUGGGGUCAAUCCGUGGUCUGACCGCCUGCAGAAGGAGAAGGAUCAGACGUGUGACAGUUCCACCGUGUGACUCUGGCUCCAGGUACUCUGAGGGACAGACGUGUGGCUCCUGAGGACGGACGGACUCACAGCAGAAGCCCUCUCUCUCCCAUGUCUCUGAACGUGUCCUCCCCCCCCCUGGUGGUGAGGGGCGGUAUGGACGUGGACUCGGUCCUGAACUGGGUGUCCGUGGUCUUCGACCUGCUGACCGUGGGUCUGGGCCUGACUGGGAACGCCCUGGUCAUCUGGGUGGCCGGCUUCAAGCUCAAGCCGAACGUGACCAACGUGUGGCUGGUGAACCUGGCGGCGGCUGACCUGGUCUUCUGUCUGACCCGGGUUCUGACGCUGCUCAAGAAGCUCUACUUCGCCGGCUGGCCCUUCGGCGUCUUCCUCUGCAAGUUCAACGGCUUCUUCAAGUACGGCAACAUGUUCUGCUCCGUCUUCCUACUGGCCGCCAUCAGCCUGGACCGCGCCCUGUGCGUGUGGCGCCCCGUCUUCAUGCGCCGGCACCGCACAUUGCGCGCUGCCCGGGUCGUUGCAGCGCUGGUGUGGGCGGCGGCUGUGUCCUUCAGCGCCCCCUACUUCGCGUACCGCCAGGUGUACCUGGACAAGCGCAACGAGACCAAGUGCUCGCUGGAGGUGAAGGAGGCGUCCGCCGGGGACAACACGGCCAAGCUGGUGCUGUACUCCAUCCGCUUCGUGUGUGGCUUCCUAUUGCCUUUUAUGGUCAUCCUGGCGUGCUACGUCCUGGCCGGCGUCGGCAUCCGACGCCGGCGCCUCUCGGGGAAGUCCCGCACGCUGCGGAUCCUGGCCUCGCUGGUGGCGGCCUUCUUCCUCUGCUGGGCGCCCUACCACUGCCUCCUGCUGGCCAAGAUGGUGAAUGGCAAGUUGGUGGCGCUGGACAUUAGCCUGACGCUGGCCAAGGGCCUGGCCUACCUCAACAGCUGCGUCAACCCGCUGCUGUACUUCUGCAUGGGCCUGGAGGUGCGGGGCUGCGUGCGGCAGGGCCUGGCGGCGGCGUGCGCACGGGGACUGGCGGGCGACGAUGGCGACGGGCCUAGCAGCCGGUCCUCGGAGCGCACCGUGGACAACCGCGGCAGCUCCGGCACCGUGAGGCUGAACGCCGCCGCCGCCGCCCAGAGCAAGCACAGGGGGGGUCUGACAGGGGGCGGGGUCUGACAGGGGGCGGGGGAGGGGUCUGACAGGGGGAGGGGUUUGACAGCUCGUGUCCAGAGCUUAACUUCGGAAACCAAGUGCAAAAGAAAUCUGAAUUCUUCUUCAAACAUGAUCGUCCUGUCAGCAAGGGUCACAACAGGAUGCACAGUUAAAACAACAGCCCCGGGAAUUCCUGUGUUAUUUUUGGAUGUCCGGAACACAUCUUUAAGCAAUAACAGUGCCAAUGUGCCAAAGCGCAGUAUUCUGUAGCUAUAGCAACAGGUUCAUAUCGCUGUGUACUGCUUCCUUAAUAAUUCUUUAUCCACUCUGUGUACUUAUUGUGUUUGCAGUGGCUGUGUUGCCAUGGUAAUGUCAGGUAUCUGGGGGUAUUGUUGGUAGGGCUUUGUUUCCAUGGUGAUGUCAGGUAUCUGGGGGUAUUGUUGGUAGGGCUGUGUUUCCAUGGUAAUGUCAGGUAUCUGGGGGUAUUGUUGGUAGGGCUGUGUUUCCAUGGUGAUGUCAGGUAUCUGGGGGUAUUGUUUGUAGGGCUGUGUUUCCAUGGUAAUAUCAGGUAACCGGGGGUAUUGUUGGUAGGGCUGUGUUUCCAUGGUAAUGUCAGGUAUCUGGGGGCAUGAUGCCAUCCUGCUGCUGUUUCCCUCGAUCAAAGCCCUCCUAUUGGUCUGUGCCAAAAUAGUAGAACAACAACAAGUGUUGAGUUUCCGGAGUGUUCCUUGGGUUUCGGUAUCACUGAGGGUUUGGUGAGGAGUAGGGGGCGGGGUGGUGGAUGUGCUUCUGGGGCCUCAGACCACACGCUGGCUGAGGCUCUGGUCCAGGGGGAACCAUGCAUGGGAAGUGACUGAGAACAGGAAGUGAAGCCUCUCUCUCUGUCUGGACCCCCCAGGGCUAAACCCCCACACAUGACCUCUCUCAUUACAGCGCUCCAACUGUCCCUCCAAGGGUGGGUAAAAUGCAGCAGGCCUAUAAGAGUGUGUAACCUCUGCUAACAUCAGUGUCACCACAGUCCCGCUCCAGUGACUGAUUAGAAUCAAUUUAGUGAACUUUGUUGACUCAUUAAAAUCCAAACUUAAACCCAUUUCUUGACUCUCAUUUGCUGGCCUCAAGUGAAUACAGCGACAUGUUCGUACAUUGGUU